Messenger RNA from Solanum tuberosum (potato), 1222 nucleotides. RefSeq names its product probable carboxylesterase 7. The coding region runs from base 121 to 1062 and encodes 313 amino acids. The record is from RefSeq and is a predicted model, not a curated record. Lineage: Eukaryota; Viridiplantae; Streptophyta; Magnoliopsida; Solanales; Solanaceae. Gene Ontology annotation, molecular function: hydrolase activity. The transcript has a single exon.
UAGAAAGUUUGUUGAAGAUUCUUAUUUGAUUGCCACAAAUUAUUGCUUUUAAAAGUAGCAUUCACAGCACUUGUGUAUUACUACACACACCAACCUUCUCUUGCAACUUAGCUUUUAGCAAUGGAGGAAAUAGUGCAUGAUUUUUUCCCAUUCAUGAGAGUUUACAAAGAUGGUCGAAUCGUAAGGCUGAUGGGCGAAGGUUUUGUGCCACCUGAAUCUGAUCCUGAAACUGGAGUACAAAUCAAAGACGUUGAAAUUGAUCCACAAAUUAACCUAUCAGCAAGACUCUACCUGCCCAAAAAUGUCGACUCUGUUCAGAAAAUUCCCCUUUUUGUCUACUUUCACGGCGGUGGUUUUGUGAUCGAAUCUGCUUCUUCACCUUCAUAUCACAAGCAUAUAAGCAAGGUAGCAGCUGAAGCAAAAGUAGUUAUUGUUUCUGUUAACUACAGGUUAGCUCCUGAGUACCUUUUACCCAUAGCUUAUGAAGAUUCCUGGCUAGCUCUCAAAUGGGUUGCUUCACAUAUUGCCAAUGGUGAUGGUGAUGAGCCAUGGCUAAAAGACCAUGCCGAUUUCAAUCGCGUCUAUUUAGGGGGAGAUAGCGCGGGUGGUAACAUCGCACACCAUAUAGCUAUUCGGGUCGGGUUGGAAAAGUUGGAUGGUAUGAAACUUGAAGGGAUUUUCCUUGCCUGUCCAUUUUUCUGGGGGAAGGAUCCUAUUGACGGUGAGGGAGAAAACUUAGGUUCCAAGGAUGUCAUUGAGAAGCUAUGGUUGUUUGUGAAUCCCAACAGCUCGGGAUUAGAUGACCCGUUGAUUAACCCGGAAAAGGAUCCGAAGUUGUGUAGCUUAGGAUGUGAUAAAGUACUUGUGUAUGUUGCCGGAAAAGAUACAUUGAGAUUCAGGGGAUUUUACUAUAAGGAGGUGUUGGAGAAGAGUGGGUGGCCGGGAACGGUGGAGAUUGUGGAGGUUAAAGAUGAGGCACAUGUGUUUUACCUGUCUGCUACAGAAGCUGAAAAUGCCAUGGCAAUGAUAAAAAAAUUGGCCUCUUUCCUUAAUCAGUCCUAGGCCUAUUCAUGGUAUUGACUACUAUUUUUAUGAAUAAAAAAUGGAUGUAAUUGUUAAAGAUUUUCUCAUGGUUCUUAAUAUAUUUCUCAAUCUUCGGAGACUGCGGCGGCCUACUGUUUUUGUUGACUAAAUGUAAGUUAGGUAGGAGAGUUCAUUUUCA